Molecule: messenger RNA, 2392 nt
Organism: Lingula anatina
Lineage: Eukaryota; Metazoa; Brachiopoda; Lingulata; Lingulida; Lingulidae
Cellular component (GO): plasma membrane
Molecular function (GO): protein binding
Source: RefSeq, a predicted model, not a curated record
UUGGAAGCGGGACGCAACGAUGAUAGCGGUGAACUGACGUUAUACGAAGAAAAUGGCAGUCUCCGUUCUCAGCGUGUUGCUGUUGCUCUUCCGAAAGGUGCACCAUCUGUUAGUUGUUAUCGCCCUCGUGCAGCAGGUGUCUACGUCGUGUCCCCCCGUCCCCGCGUGCGAGACGUGCUACCGGGAACCUGGCGAUUGGAAAGACGAGCAGACGACACCUUGGAUUUAUGAAUGUCCAAACGCUGCACAACUCACCAAGGGUGUCAUAUGUCACGAUUUUCAGCACCUCCGUGUGCCGGUGAGUCAUCUGGAUCUCCGCCAUUACAACUUCAGGGAAACUAAUCUGUGCACAACUUUGGAACACAGUUUGAAGUUUUGCAACUUUCCGACCAGCGCCAUCAAAUCGAUCGAUCUCUCCUAUUCGAGAUUCAUGUAUAAAUGUUCUACAGAGCUGUUUGGGUUUCUGUACUCCGUAAUGAACUCCGUGGAGGUUCUGCGUCUUCACUCCCUCACAUACUUGCUCCCAGUUCUGCCCAUAGAAGCGGCUUCGGCAAGUCUCCGAUUUACACGUCUACGAGAGUUGGACCUCAGCUCCAACGACUACACGGAGAAGUCAGUUGAAAGGGGAAUCGGGAACCAUAAAUGGGAUUCUCUGGAAGUUUUGAACUUUGACGACAACAAUGCCCAGGGAAUACCUAAAGAGUUUAGACCAUUGCCACUGAAACACCUGUCCAUGGCCAAUAACCAAAUCCAGAUGAGUAUAGCCAGCAGUGACGUUAAUCGGACCCAAGCUACCAUCGACUCCUUGAAAUACCUGCCACGUACGCUGGAGUCCCUGGAUCUGAGCGGAAAUACCAUAAACUUCUUCCCCAGCGCCUUGGCACAAUUCUCUCAGCUCAAAACCCUUCGACUGAGCGCGGUGAAGUUAAGUCGUCGCAUCGACAUUGCUUCGGCGGAUGGGUUAGAACACUUGGAAUUUCUGGACCUUAGUGGCAACCUCUUAAGCCAGGUCACCCUCGGAAACUUUCUCCAUGACCUGCAUGAUUUAAAAGUUCUGAACCUCAGUAAGAAUUUUUUCGACAGUUGGCCCUUGGACCUGGAUCAUUUGCCCGAGCUGCGGCAACUCCACCUGCAGCAUAACACUUUAACCACGUUGAUGCCCUUUGCCUUACAGAGCUGUGACAAACUAAGUCACCUAGAUGUCAGCAACAAUAAAAUUCUCAUCAUCUCAGAACCCGGCUUUCACGGGAUUGAGAAAAGCCUGCAGGUUCUGCGCCUGAACAACAACAAGAUAAGAACCUUAGACAAGUGCACGUUUAAGAGGCUCUCGGCUCUACGGCAACUCACGGUAAGCGGAAACCCUCUCCAUUGCGACUGUUCUCUUGCUUGGAUACAGCAUGUGUCGCAGAAAUCCAUCUUCACAGUCUUCGACAUCAGCAAAGCAAUUUGCCACUCGCCAAUAAGGUUUAAGGGGAUGGCAAUUGGGGAUUUCCCCACAGAUGAAUGCUCCAAAGAGGAAUUGGCUUUCGAAGGUUGCCCCCGCGUUGAUUCUGUGCCCCCAAACUACAGUAAUCAAGCUGGCAAUGGAACAUCUCCCAAUUUUGAAGACCCUUGGCACAUUGUUGUCACGGUGUCCCUGAUAAUGGCGGCCAUUAACUCGAUUCUUGUUUUUGUUAUCUUCACUUGUAAUCGACGACAACGCCGUAGCGUUACCGCCUUAUUAAGCGGGGAAGAAGCAUUAACAGAAAAUCCUUACACAUCGUUGAAACGUAUGUCAAAGUUGUCAGCAAAACCCACGGACAAGCCGGCUAAAGGCUACACCGGACUCAAAUGGGGCGUGAGGGAGUCUGCUCCCAGUCAGCAAACCGCGCCUAAAGUUGCCUGCAACAAGAUGGCGCCACCUUACACCGUCACUUUCCAAAAAGGCCCCGAAUCUGAUGAAUAUGAAGAUACUACUUAUACAAAGCCUGCGGCAGGUGGCGCGACUGCUCAAAUCCAACACGCACCAAUGAAAAUUGAACAAGCCAUUGGGCACGGCCUGAAGGGCGAUGCCAACAUGGGCGCUGCUAUGCAAGCUGAGCCAAGACCUUCCGCCGAUGACUAUAUCUCGUUUGAUAAGAGCGGCCAACAAGGAGAUACGUACUGCGAUGCCGGGGAGCCGGAGGCUUAUUACAACACUGGAAAGAAGAAAGCCUACAUCCAGCCAAUCAUCUACGACGACAGCAAGGGGUAAAUUCAGGAGGGGUCGUAGCAAUAGAAGUUUCAUUGGUCCGAAAGUCUGAUAGCGUGAAUAAAUGUCUAAUUAAGGUGUAUAGUGUACUGGCAAUAAUAAAAUGAAGUUCAUCAGGCCCGUAGCCAGCAAUUUCAAAAGGGGGGUUCUUUUUCUGGAAAA